CAGUCAUUGGUGUCAAUAAAAAAUGUCAUUUUAAAGAAUUCCCUAGCACAUCUUUGAUGUCAAAUGUAGGAAAUUCAUUUAAAAGACGUCGUUUUGGCAUCUUCUCCUGGCAGACAGUAGGCAUUGCUCUACGAAAUUCAUAUAAGAUAGCUUUGGAAGUUGAUGCAUUUGCAAGGAUGCACAAACUAAAACUUUUGCAACUCAAAAAUUUACAAGUCAAUGGAAGCUUUGAAAAUUUUCCGAAAGGAUUACGAUGGUUGUGUUGGCAUGGAUUCUCUUUCAACUCUAUAUGUGAUGAUUUCCCUUUGGAUAACCUGGUUGUUCUUGAGAUGCCGUAUAGCAACUUGCAAAAGGUUUGGGAAGGAACCAAGUUUCUCGAGUCAUUAAAAAUCCUUGAUCUUAGUUAUUCCCAUUGCCUUUCCGAAACUCCUGAUUUCUUGGAAGUACCCAAUCUUGAGCGACUAAUACUUGAAAAUUGUGCAAGGCUGGUAGAGGUUCAUGAAUCUAUUGGACACCUUCAGAGACUUGUUUUAUUAAAUUUGAAAAAUUGCAAAAAUCUAAGGAAGUUUCCAAGAAGCAUUGUUAUGCUAAAAUUUUUGGAAACUCUUGACAUCUCAGGUUGCUCAAAUAUUAAGGAAUUGCCAAUAGAGAUGGGGACUAUGGAUUCUUUAACAAAGUUUAAUGCAAAUGGAACUGUCGUAAGUCCAUUACUCUCUACCACUAAGGAGGUCAAACCAUGGUAUUCAUUCAUCUGGCCUUCUCUAUUGAAACCAAGAAAAAGUGUAGAAAUUUCAUGUACUCUUUUACCACGGUAUUUGGUACACUUAAGUCUUGUCGAUUGCAAAUUAUCGGAGGAUGCUUUUCCAAAGGAUUUUUGCAACCUAUUCUCAUUGCAGAUAUUAAAUCUGGGCAAUAAUCCAUUUUGUAGCAAGGAUCUUAGCAACCUAUCCUCAUUGCAGAUAUUAAAUCUGAGUAAUAAUCCAAUUUGUAGCCUCCCGAAUUGCAUCAGAGGUCUUAUUGGAAUUCAGAUCCUUGUAUUAGAAGAGUGUAAAAGGCUUCAAUCACUUAUAGUGGAGCAGAAUUUGAAAGUAUUGUCGGUCAUUGAAUGUACAUUGUUGGAGAAAGUUGCAUUUCAAUCAUUUUCAUCAUCAACCAUAGAAUUCGAGAACCUUCGUGAUGCAUAUAUAAAGUUGCAGAAUUUGCAAGAGUUUUACAACUCAAAAUGUAGAUCUUAUUCAGCUCCAUUAACGAUGCAAUAUAAUGACUCAUGGGAGAAUCAAUUUGUUAUGAUGGAGCAUUGCAGACCAUUACUAUUCUUUGAUAUGUGCGACAAUAUAGUCGAGGUCGUGGGCGCAUUUAAGUUAGAACCCAUAGGGAAUAUUGAUGUGGAGAUAAUGAAUAAUUUGGGCUUGCCCAAUUUUGGAUCCAUGGGAAGCCCAACUGUUAUGCUUUCAAAGAUGUACUUAGAGAAUCAAAAGAAGCUUCCCCUACAGGGAUGUCAUGAAGAACACAUGUUUUACGCUUAUCUUCCGAAAAGCAAGAUUCCAACUUGGUUUAAUAUUAAAAAUACAGGAUCUUCAAUAUCUUUUAAAGUGCCAUCGCAUUUCAGAAUUCAAGCCUUGAGUGUGUGUUCUAUUUAUGCACUUUCCAAUAAUUCAGAAUAUCUUGACCAUGAUUGUGACGCACAUACUAUUAUCAAUAAUACAACCAAUAGUCUGAUUUGGAGCCAUUCCCCAAAUGUCAUUGGCAUUCCAGAAGCUGAUGAGGAUAUGAUGUGGUUAAGUUAUUGGAAGUUUGAAAAUCAGUUGAAAGGUGGGGAUGAACUGAAUAUUUCAGUGGUUGGAAAUGAAGAUUUUCAAGUGAAGGAGGUUGGAGUCCAUCUUGUGUACAAGGAGGAAGAAGAGAAGAGUAGCCAAUCAACUAGUGGAGCAGCAUCCCAAUUACAAUUCUCUCUCUAUGGAAAUGUCGUUCCUGGAAAUGCUUCUACAGUACAUCCGGUGAGCAAAAAAGUCUUCUGCCUCGGAUGUCAUAAGCCACAUUGUUGGAUUUGUGACAAUCUAUAACCUCAACCUUUGUGCACUAACUCGGUAAUUGGUUGCUUUGGGACUAGUGAGAGAUUGGGUAGGCAAUAAUUCUUGCUCUUUCUCCUUAUAAUUAUGUUAUGUUGUGUGAUGAUAAUAUGUUAUAUGCUGGAUAUUCUUCAUGAUGCUAAGGAUUUUGAAUAACUACUAUGAAUUUUAGUUCUUUUCUCUGCUUUUGUUGAAGCCAU
Camellia sinensis is the source of this 2269-nucleotide messenger RNA. Lineage: Eukaryota; Viridiplantae; Streptophyta; Magnoliopsida; Ericales; Theaceae. The record is from RefSeq and is a predicted model, not a curated record.